Carassius gibelio (silver crucian carp) is the source of this 6615-nucleotide messenger RNA. RefSeq names its product mitogen-activated protein kinase kinase 7 (gene map2k7). Gene Ontology annotation, biological process: protein phosphorylation. The record is from RefSeq and is a predicted model, not a curated record. Gene Ontology annotation, molecular function: protein kinase activity; ATP binding. The coding region runs from base 60 to 1376 and encodes 438 amino acids. The transcript is spliced from 12 exons. NCBI's taxonomy places the organism in Eukaryota, Metazoa, Chordata, Actinopteri, Cypriniformes, Cyprinidae.
GUGUCGCCACUAGAGGGCAGUGAGUCGCGGCGCUCGAUGGUGCUGCUGAAGUUUUCAAGAUGUCGUCGCUGGAGCAGAGGCUCUCCCGAAUCGAGGAGAAACUCAAGCAGGAAAAUAAAGAAGCCCGCAAACGAAUCGACCUGAGCAUCGACAUGAGCCCGCAGCGGACGCGUCCGAGGCCAAUCAUCGUGAUCCAGCUCAGUCCAGCUCCAGCCCCCUCCCAGCGCGCAGCUCUACAGUUACCAUUGGCCAAUGAUGGAGGAAGUCGCUCGUCUUCCUCAGAAAGCUCUCCUCAACACCCCUCGUACCCUAGCAGACCCCGACAAAUGCUCACACUUCCCACCCCACCCUACAGCCUACCGAAGAGCCUGGAGAAUGCUGAAAUUGAUCAGAAGCUGCAGGAAAUCAUGAAACAAACAGGUUAUCUGAAGAUUGACGGACAGCGUUACCCUGCAGAGGUGACCGAUCUGAUCAGUGAGGGGGAGAUCGGCAGUGGAACCUGUGGACAGGUGUUUAAAGUUCGCUUUAAGAAGACUUGCCAUGUCAUUGCAGUCAAGCAAAUGAGGAGGACGGGUAAUAAAGAUGAGAAUAAGAGAAUCCUCAUGGAUCUGGAUGUUGUGUUGAAGAGUCAUGACUGUCCGUACAUCAUUCAAUGCUAUGGAGCAAUAGUCACCAAUACUGAUGUGUUUAUCGCCAUGGAACUAAUGGGGACGUGCGCAGAGAAGCUGAAGAAGCGGAUCCAGGGGCCAAUACCAGAGGCCAUUCUGGGAAAGAUGACCGUGGCUAUCGUAAAGGCUCUGCUUUAUCUAAAAGAGAAACAUGGUGUCAUUCACCGAGACGUAAAGCCAUCUAAUAUCCUGUUGGAUGCCAAAGGGCAGAUCAAACUGUGUGAUUUUGGCAUUAGUGGCCGACUGGUAGAUUCUAAGGCCAAGACUCGCAGCGCCGGAUGUGCUGCCUACAUGGCGCCUGAGAGAAUAGACCCUCCAGACCCCAGUAAGCCAGACUAUGACAUCAGAGCUGACGUCUGGAGUCUCGGCAUUUCUCUGGUGGAGCUAGCCACGGGACAGUUUCCUUACAAGAACUGUAAGACAGACUUUGAGGUCCUUACCAAAGUUCUGCAAGAGGACCCGCCGGUCCUUCCUCUCAGCAUGGGCUUUUCCCCUGACUUUCAGUCCUUCGUCAAAGACUGCCUCACAAAGGAUCACAGAAAAAGGCCAAAAUACCACAAGCUGCUUGAACACAAUUUUAUCCGUCGUUACGAGGUGUCAGAAGUAGACGUGGCGGGCUGGUUCCAGACGGUGAUGGAGCGCACAGAGUCUCCUCGCAGCAGCCAGUGCUUCAACCAUCACCAGCUCCACUCUCUCUUCAGCAGGUAGCCAGGUGGAGAAUGAGAGAAACAGAGGGAUGGUGGGAGAGAAAGAUUGAUGCGAUUGUGAAAGGUUGAUUUAGAGACACAGAUGGACAGGUUUGAAAUAUAAAUUAUGUAAACGAGAAAGACAGGAUGGAGUGGAAAUGGACUGUUUGAGCGAUGGCUGAAACAAAAGAGAGAAUGUUCAUUUGGGAGUUUGACUGAUCGACAGACAAUCCUGGGCAGGUUUGAUGUAAAUCUGAAAUAUUUUUGUCCUACUCAUCCACCCAUCGAACAGGAUGGACCAUUACAGGUUGCAGUCUAACACGGUCACUGUGACACACGCGCACACACAGCAACACACUGUUUCACCAAAUCACUGACCGCCAUAUAAAGGUUAGCCGCAAGACUAAGCGUACAGUCCAUUCACUUCAAAAUCCAAAUCCACAUGUCAUGAAGUCCUCCGUAGCCCCUUACUCAGGGACUGAACAGAGUAGUCGAACAACACUGUGCAAUGGUGUGCGAGUGUGUGUGUUAUUCAUUCAUCAGUCCUAGCUCUUCACUUCCUUGUACGGUUUAAGCCAUUAGGCGAAUCUAAGAAAAUAGCAAUUAGCAAGAUAAUAGCAGUGUGAUAUAUCAAAAACUAUGUUUUAUAGAAGCGUUCUUUUGCUAGCAAGCAUCAGCAGAUAUUUCAGUCAUUGUAACAUUAGUGAUUCUUAGUCGUAAAGCUUCUAAUCCUUGGUGUUUAGAUUGUUAUAACUAGUUUGGUCUGGAAUUUCAUGUAUUGAAGUAGAUAUACUGGCUAAGAGAGAAGGUUGUAUAUUAAGAUAAAACUAGUGGUUGACCGAUAAGAUGAAGUGUGUAUCCCAAUUUAAUAUGUAGAAACAACUAUAAAUGACCCAUUUUUGUUUUUCUGAAAAGAUGGCUUAGUGACAUUGGUUAAACCAAAGGUGUCAAGCUGCUUUGACCGAUGGCAGAUCGAGGAAAUGUUCAGGAAAACCUGUGUGAAAAUGUUGUUAUAAUGUCAUCGGUCUUAGUGUAAAUCCGUUAUGCUAGUCAUUCAGAAAUUACAGACUUACAUUGACCGAUGACGAUAUCUUGAAACAAUUCUGUUCAUCGGCCAAUAACGAUAAUCUCCAAAUGGCCAAAUAUUGAAUUCUGUAUCGGUCUAUCACUAAAUAAAACACAAAAAAAUUAGCACAGAAUAUGUAAAGUUGUACACAGUGCACAUCUCAGGAAGACCAGUGUUAGAAAUGGGUAUAUUAACAAGAUUUAGCUGUAUGUUUCAGUCUUUGAGUGCGAGGAAGACACCAGUCAAGUCACCAAAAGCAAAGAUGAGAGAUGUUGUCAUAGUCACUCAGAGUGGUGUUGAGAGACAAGCGGGGAGUUGGAGUUUGUGCAGUGAGAGCGGAGCGUUUCCUCCACAAGAAACAUAAAAAACAGCUCGUUUUGUGAGUGGAACAUUUCUGCUCUGAUUCACCCGACUCAUCUACCCAGACAACCGUUCAUCACUUCAUUCUCUUCACUGUUCUCAUUUUCCCAUGAGCAUUUGAGUUCCUGCAAACCAAAGUUUAGUUUUUUUGACACCGUUUUUUUUUUCCUUUCUGUUGUUCUCAGAGGAUUUCAACUCCUGCUCGUGGGUCGUGCUGAAGAUGUUCAGUGACUUUCACAACCAAAGCUGUAGAGUUUGAGAUUCACUGCUUUAAAAAGCCAAAUCACUGCUAAACUGAGUGAGAAACUGUGCGAGAAGUAAGAAAAUAUGACUAAACGAAUCCACAAAGAGAGAUUUAGAUGGUAACUGUAUGUUGAGACAGGAAGUAUGGUGUUGUAUAAGGGACUGAAGAAAGAGCAAUGAACGUAGCAGAGGAAAAUAAGAGAAAAGCAUAUAGAAAGUAUUAAAGAAAGUCUCCAGUGAAGUCUUAUAGAUGUUUAGAGAGGUGUUGGUUGUUUUCUAGAUCGCUAGCUGGACGUUGCAUAAAAGCUUUCAAUCGUUUUAAACCAAUGUACCAAUUUUUAUUUUUUUUAGGGUUAUGUCGUUUUUCAUUAUCCUCGAAACUUUGUUUGUUAUUACUAUUAUUUAUUUAUUAUCUUGCUGCUACUGUUUACUUUAGAUGCUGCUGUCGACGAUUAUAUUCCCCAAAGGAAAAUCUUUUUUUCUUGAUUUUUUUUUUUUUCUUUUUCUGAACCAAAUGCAUAAAACACUGCAAUGUCUACACAUUUACCAAAUGCAUUGUUGUGAUCCUUUAAAAGGAAAAGAGAAAGCAAGCAAGGUAACGAAGUAAAUAUAUAGACCUAUAUCUAUAUUUAUAUCAGAAUAGUUUGCUUUUGAAACUGCGCCACUAUGCCAACUCUCACAAACAUCACCAUUCACUGUACUAAUAAGAAUGACUUCAAGUUAUUUGAACAAAAUAACAGACACCAGCUGGUAAUGUUUAUAUAUAUAUUUGAGCUAGAUUUUCUUCGUCGCACCGUUAGCUGUGGGUCACGCAGGCAGAUAUGUUUGUAAUUGUCCUCCUGUGUCCGUCCUGCGGUGGAUGAAUUCAUGAGUUCUUUAAAUGUUUUAUGCUAAUGUGUUAAUUAAACACAUUUUUAGUCAAGGAAUUCUGUAUAUUUUAGUGCAAUUUUUUAAAGUCUGUUUUACAUUGAAUCAGAUUGACAAAUCAGUCAAAAGAUCAGAAAACGUCAAAUGCUUUGUUUUUUCCAACACUAUAUACUAUAGCAAUGAUCUGUAACUGGUUACCUCCCAAUAGUUUCUUCACUCCUUAUAGAUGGCAAAUAGAAUUUGGAGUCUAACAGGACUCUCAACAUCAACUUAACACUGAUUUCCUGUUUGGUUGAUGUUCAUCACGGAUACUGUGGUACCUGUCUGUCUGUCUGUCCGUCAUUCUCUCAGUAGACCUUAUAGAUAUGACCGCAGCAUUACACACCAAAGGUGUCAUCAAUAAAACUCAUUCAAACCAGUGGCGUUAUUCUGAGGACCUCGGAUGAGGGACAUACAGCUUCAUGAAUGUAAUUUCCUGUGAGACAGUAGCGGGUCACCCUUCACUGUUGAGGUUUUAUUUUGGUCACACACACGCGCCUCUGGAAAUAUGAUCCGAGAUGCUAAUCUAUAUGGUUUAUGCUUGGUUUAAAGUGUACUUCCAUUCACUGUUUUCUGGCACUAUUUUAAUUUGUGAUUUUAUUUUUUUUAUUUGCUUUCUGAAAUUAAAGCAUCAGUUGUUUAUAUAUGUGUGUGUUUUGAUGAUCUGAAAUAGGUGUUUCUGUGAAUGACAGAGAUAUUAAACCCAUUUCUGCCGACGGUAGUCGUACACGUCCUGAACACCAAAUGUUGUUAACUAAACCAGUGCGUGCUGCUGUUACAUUAGUUAUUGUUUAUAUGAGUGUGUGUGUGUGUGGCAGCAUCACUGGGAUUUUUGGAGUGUGUGCUCAGACGUGUACUUCGCCAUCAUGAUGUUUGAGUCUAUUACUUUUUAAAAUUGUUAUUGUUAUUAUUUUGUUAAAUUAUCAUGAUGUCCCAUCUGUAAUUAAACCAAAUACUCACUAUGCAGUCACUCAAAUUAAGUCCGUUUGCAUUUUUCCCUGUAACUUCCUGUAUACACACACACACACACGCACGCACAACUACUGGAGUCUCCAUGACAAGCGAGUGAAUAUCACAUCCACAGCUAACAUGGAGACAGAAUUAAUGAUCAAUAGAGAGUGUUUUCUGUUGUAUGAGCUGACAUAUUUAAGGAUUGUAUGGGAUGGGGUGGGUGGGAUGUGUUUGGGGUCAGAUUCGACGGAUGGUAGUUUGGAGAAAUAGUUUGUUCAGUGCUGUUAGUAUAUCAAUUGCAUGUUAUGAUCUCUGAAGUAACUGCCAUUGAUUUUACAUUUUGUUUUGGGUUGGAGGGGGAGGCGACUCAUAAAUGUUUUAUCUAUAUAUAUAUAUAGUAUACAGUAUAAUACUGUACCUUUUUCCAAAUGUUGUGUUUUUAGAAAAAGACACACUUUUGCCUUUUUACGUCUGACUUUUUGAUCUUAAUACUGAUUAUAGAAUUUUUACUUUUAUCAUUGUUGGCUGAUUUCAAGCUGAUCUUGUUAAUGACGUUGUAUCAUUUGUAUCGAUUCUUGACCUUUUGUUGUCUUUGUGUUCUAAUGAUCCAUGAAUGAGUGCUGAAAGAGGUUUUUGCAAGACCUUGUGUCUUCAGAUGUUAGAAAACCAAAUGUCUGUUAUUUUGGUCUAUGCAUUUUGGUCCUUUGUAACCAUUUAUUUCAACUUUGAAUACAAAUACCAUUUUGUUUGCUCUUAUUACAGCUGUUAUCACUAUUAUCUUCAGGGUUAAGAUCACACCAAAUUUAGAGAAAAGUGGGACAUAUUGUGAGUUGUUUCAAAAUGUUAUGUUUCUGGUGAAUGUUGCAUCAAAGGUGUGUCUUUUUCUGUUGAAGCAAAGCAAUCAUUUAUUGUUCUUUUUAUUUUAAUCUUUUUUUUUUUUCAGAGCUGUUAUUAGAGCCCUGAUUUGCUGUAUGGUUACAAUGUGUUAUGUUGAAAUCUCACCAUUUUUAGCUGCUGUUGCACUGGAGGAUUUUGUUAUUAUUAAAUCCAUGUAGUUCACCAGAUUCUAUUUAACUGAUAGAUGGCGAUUAGAAAUGUUUAAACCUACUAAUUCUGUUUGAUGCGGCCUUUGACAUGCUGUUCAAAUCAAAAAGAACCAUUUGUUGGCAUAUUUCAACAGCUUGAAAAAUAUAUUGCAAAAAUUUGAAAUUCUUUGUGCCAACAAAUUUAGACAACCUUAUAUGUUCUCCGGUAUUUGGAUAUAUGAACGUUAUAGAAUAGGAUUCAAAGCAUUUAUUGUCAUAUAUAGAUAUGAUGAAUAUAGAUAUGAUGCAACAUUUUUGCUAACUUUUUGGGAUUACUUUGAUUGAAUCUAAGAUAUUUGAUGUGGUAUGUUAAAAAUAAGACAACUACAACAGCCAGGCACAAAUAAUGUAGCUUGUCUUUGGCUAAUUUUUUUUAUUAUAUAUAUACUUCUAUUUAUUUAGCUUUUUUGGGGUACCAUCUUACAAAUAUUAUAUGUGGAGCAGAAGUAUCCCAAUCUGUUGUAUUGUAUUGAAAGACAGCCAUCACAGUUUUAUCAGUUUGAUGUCCCCCCUUCCCCACUUUAUUUGUUGUUUCCUCAUUUCAAAAGAAAGAAAUGCCAUUAUAUUGUGAAUACCUCAGGAUUUUUUUUUCUUUUGGGAAAAAAUUUUAACUUUCAAAAACUUAAAACAAAUAAAAUACAAAAAAAGUG